CCCCGCAGCAUUGAACUAUAGUCGAGGAAGAGCCUUGAGACUAUUACCUCUUGUCGCUAAAUGUAGGCUAUUAUAUUUGUUCAGCUGGCUAAUAUAGAAGAUUGCAAAAUAAAGCGUCGGUAAUUUAAGUAUGUUCAUUGGGAAACUGAGAGAAGAGGAAAUAAAUUAUUUGUAAGCAUUCUUACCAUCAUGUAAUCAAUGAUAAGUCAAAAGAGCAUCAGCGGAAACAAAACAAAGAAAUUAAGCGGGACGCCAGCAUUAAAAAAAAAAAAAUCUGAAAAUCAGUCGGAUAGGAGGCGGGAAUCUAUUCUGAGACGUCGAGUGCAACAGCCGUAGAAUAAGAGGUGGCCCUGAGCGCCAGCAGCGUUCAAUUGCGUAGCGCGCGCUGCUUGCGACACAAACUCGGCAACUGCUCGACUUGGUGAGAUAGUCCCCAGACCUGUGGGAAAUCGCUUAUGUUCUAAAUAGAAACGAGAAAGGUCUUUUAUUUUUAAUUUUGUUGAGAAGUAGUUCUUACACAGUGACUCGAACGGGCUACUGGGCUUCAGCUCCCAUACGAAGAGGCGGAGUCUCAACUCACUGAAAAGGCUCGCGCCUCAACCCGAUCGCCUGCAAAUAUGAUGAUGAUGUCUCUCAGCAGCAAGCAGGCGUUCGCGAUGCCCCACACCAGCUUGCCCGAACCCAAGUAUUCCAGUUUGCAUUCUUCAACAUCUUCGACUUUGACUUCCAGUGCGCCUUCGUCUUCCUGCUCUUCUUCCAGACUUAGUAGUACUAUCAGCAGCAGCAGCACGGAGACGAUGCGCCGAGCCUGUCUCCCAACCCCACCGAGCAAUAUAUUCGGAGGUUUGGAUGAGAGUUUGCUGGCGCGCGCUGAAGCUCUGGCAGCGGUGGAUAUAGUCUCUCAGACCAAAAGCCACCAUCAUCCGCCUCAUCACAGUCCUUUCAAGCCGGACGCGACCUAUCACACCAUGAACACGAUCCCUUGUACCUCUUCCUCUUCCUCCUCCGUGCCAAUUUCGCACCCCUCAGCGCUGGCGGGCCACCACCACCAUCAUCAUCACCACCAUCACCAGCCUCAUCAGGCUUUGGAGGGGGACCUGCUGGAUCACAUCACCCCGGGUCUGGCGCUCGGGGCUAUGGCAGGGCCGGACGGAUCUGUGGUCUCCUCGCCGGCUCACCCUGCCCACAUGGCGGGCAUGAACCACAUGCACCAGGCGGCCCUCAGCAUGGCACACGCCCACGGGCUGUCCUCACACAUGGGCUGCAUGAGCGACGUGGACGCCGAUCCCCGGGACUUGGAAGCGUUCGCUGAGAGGUUUAAGCAGAGACGGAUCAAACUCGGGGUAACCCAGGCGGAUGUAGGAUCAGCGUUGGCCAACCUAAAGAUUCCAGGGGUUGGCUCGCUCAGCCAAAGUACCAUCUGUCGGUUCGAGUCCCUCACACUGUCUCACAACAAUAUGAUCGCUUUGAAGCCCAUCCUGCAGGCAUGGCUGGAAGAGGCUGAGAAAUCGCACCGGGAGAAACUGAACAAACCGGAGCUCUUCAACGGAGCCGAGAAGAAGAGGAAGCGCACUUCUAUAGCAGCACCGGAAAAGCGGUCUUUAGAGGCGUACUUCGCCAUUCAACCCCGUCCCUCCUCCGAGAAAAUAGCAGCUAUUGCGGAAAAACUGGACCUGAAAAAGAACGUGGUGCGGGUCUGGUUCUGCAAUCAGCGACAGAAACAAAAACGAAUGAAAUACUCUGCAUGCGUCUAACAUCACCAUCGGCAUUAUAAAGAACAAUAAAAACUACAGACAGUCCUGUCGAAGAUUCGAUUUGUAUAAUAUUUCUUAAUAUCACACCUUUUUUCAAUCAUCGAUGACUUCGAGACACUUUGAGACAGAACUAUGAAUCAUGGUCAAUAUGACUAAAAAACAGAAAGAAAAAAAAAAAAGAAUUAAAUAAGCUAACAUUAUCUGUCACGUCAUUUACCCAGAAAGGAUGUGGAAUCGUUUUAAAGGAUCCUUUGAUUAUCAAGUAAGAACAUGUUUUCACCACUUACUCUGCUGCGCCGUUUUUGCCAGUUAAACACAGCAUUUCACUCUGAGAUAUUCUAGAAUACAUGGUUUUAUAAUACUGGCUUUAUUUCAGAUGCGAAAUGUCACACAUAACACUACUGAACCAUAAAAGUACAUUUUACAGAAAAUUGUUUAAAUUCAAAUGGUAGGGAUUUUGUGCGUACAAAUAGUAGGGGUUUCGUCUUUCACGAACACCAUUUUUCGUCCUGUGAUACUUUUUGUAAAAACUAUUAUUAAUAAUUUUGAACCGGCUACAAAAUGGACUAGGGUACCAGGGUAGUCACCACUAACAUGGAAAGAAAUUAUUAGAUUACUGCCAAACACCCCGUGUAAAUUAUUAAUUUAGCAGUCUUGUAUUUAAUUUUUGCGCCAAGUGUAACAAAUCAAAGAAGUGAAGUGUGGUGACAGUGGGGACACUCGAAUGAUUCAGAAAUACUGAUGCAUUGCAUUAUGUAGCCUUGCUAUAAGCAUGUGCACUCACAAAUGAUUUGAUGCUAAUACUCAUUUUCUCAAAUACGUUUAAAUUGAAUCAAACUGUGUCCAAUGCUGGGUUUAGUUCUCUCUAUACUAUCUUUAUUGGCUGCAGUAUCUCCCCAAUCUGUAGCCUGGAUCCCAUUCUUAUAAAGUAUUUAUUAAGUGAGGUAAUGUUUACUUCAUUACAUAUUUAUUGGGAUUCCCUCUCCGUUUCGGCUUGAGAAAAUGUCAUUCUGAAAGCAAGUAAAACAUGUUUAUUCCAAAAGGAAACCACUGCUAAAUAUGUAUAAAAUAUUUUUGUGUGUCUUAACAUAUGAAAAAGAACAAUCGAAAGAAAUGAGAUUUUUCUCUUUAAAAUUAUUUUUAUUUAUGUUUUCUUAUAUUUAUUUGUAUAAAAUAUCCAUUGAGGCGUUGCUUGUUGAACCACGUUGUUUAGUAUGCUUAUUUAUUAAGAAAAAAAAAAACGUUUUGGAAGUAUAAUUGUAUAAUGUAAAUAAUUCAUUGGAACGAGUCAAUGCACAUAGAUAUAUUCUUACAGACUUAUUGUAUUGUCUUAGCAAAGAUAAUUUGAAGAAUUACUUUCUGUGGUGUAUGUUGACUUUGUUUAUUUGUCAAAUUAUAU
This is a messenger RNA of Anguilla anguilla (European eel), 3153 nucleotides long. Its product is annotated as POU domain, class 4, transcription factor 2-like. NCBI's taxonomy places the organism in Eukaryota, Metazoa, Chordata, Actinopteri, Anguilliformes, Anguillidae. The transcript has 2 exons. Gene Ontology annotation, biological process: regulation of transcription by RNA polymerase II. The record is from RefSeq and is a predicted model, not a curated record. Bases 618 to 1754 code for a protein of 378 amino acids. Gene Ontology annotation, molecular function: RNA polymerase II cis-regulatory region sequence-specific DNA binding; DNA-binding transcription factor activity, RNA polymerase II-specific.